UGUACAUAGUUUUCUGUACACAUCGUAAUUAUGUCCAUGUAACUAUUAUUUCAACUGAGUGGUGACCACUCAUCAGCAGUGAUUAUCGCUAAUCUGUCAAACGUAGGCAGAAAAUAUUUUGCAUCCGUCGGCGCAUGACCGAGCCCAGACCGGGCGAUGGUACGACGAGUGCCUCAGUUGCUCCCCCGCCAUCGACGUUGAUGCGCGCACUUACUAAUAAUUACCCUCUUCAUUACCGACUGCACAUUAAUGACUGAAAAUACGCCCAGAAUAAACAAGUAAACAUCUAAAGCCAUUUCCUCACUUACCAAUCAAUAAUGGCGUAGCAACUGAAAUUUUAUACGAUUUCAAAUUUUCUGAAUCAUUUAUUGUAUUUCCAAAAAGUGACGUUAAUUUGGAUAUAUUCAGUGAUUUCGUAGAGGUGUAUAAAAAAAUAAUUAACAAUGAUACAAGACAGUGAGGCGGCCGCGUUAGCGGAGCGGAUAGCGGCGUUCAAAAGCGAUCCAGAGAAACUGCAACAAGCUACGGAAUUCGUGGAGCUGCUUAUAAAACAAGCAGAGAAGGAAGCUGGACUUAAACAAAAAGAGAAAGACAAAAACAAAUUUGAAGGGCAUGAUACGGGAGUAGGUAACAUAAGGCGUCGUCUAGGACGCGCGCGUGUGUUCGUUGUGCGCGUUUUUGAUGCGCUCUGCCAUUGCACACAGACCGCCGCGGCUGCCGCGCGCACCACCGCAAGGAAUAAUCCCUUCAACAAACGCUAAGCGUAUCAACCGCGCGGCAAACGCUUUCUAUGUAACCCUCUCCUACAACUUCCAAACUUUAAGUCUGAUCUUUUAAAUGUAACCAACUAUAUCAUGUAUC
Papilio machaon (common yellow swallowtail) is the source of this 861-nucleotide messenger RNA. RefSeq lists its product as uncharacterized. The coding region runs from base 444 to 761 and encodes 105 amino acids. NCBI's taxonomy places the organism in Eukaryota, Metazoa, Arthropoda, Insecta, Lepidoptera, Papilionidae. The record is from RefSeq and is a predicted model, not a curated record. The transcript is spliced from 3 exons.